CCAUCAGUCAUCUGUCAUCAGUCAUCAGUUUUCAGCAAUCGGCCGACAAGCCUUCGCAGGAGACAACAUCGACACCACACAUCGAUCGCAUUCACUUUAGGUGAAAUUGCUACAACCACCUUAUUCUUAUGGACCAUUGACCUUCUUACCUUUUUAUCUACUAUACUAGCAUACAUGUGGCCUUCUACAUACAUACAUGACAACUUUUUUACCUCUAUUACGUAGUCAAUUUAAUAUUUAACAAAAGAGAUUUAGCUUUAACUACGACUGUGACUAUAACUGAAACUGACUAGCAAUACUACAACGACGAACUCUCGAGUUAUCACCAUUAGUUGCAUUUAGCAUAAGUUACGCUGCGCAGCGGACAAGUACACAUGAAUGAUGGGCUCAUCAGCGGAGUGCGGCGCAUUGACUUACAUACACAUCAGAGUGGUAAACAUUUAUGCAUUAUUUGAGGAUCAGUUAUAUGUUGUUUUAUCCUGUUAACCAAUGAGAGACGAGGAGCCCUCAAUGCGAUGCGUUCGACAGCCUCGUCGCCAACCAGUUCUACCUCAGCGCCGCCGUCGCCUCCCACAGCCAUGACGUCGCCGAACUCAUCGCUCGGAUCAAUGGUGGGCAAUGUAAAUAACGGUGUGGGCCCUUUCAACCUGCAUGCAUCACCGCCCCGCCCGGCUAGCGGGGGCAACACUGGGGUGGCAACUGCCAGCAGUAACAACAACAAUAAUAGUACGCCACAACUGCCUUUACGUAUGCCCCCUCCCACCAGCGGCGGCAUUAACGAACCUCAGGAAUGCCCCUACUGCCGGCGAACCUUCUCCUGUUACUAUUCCUUGAAGCGGCACUUUCAGGAUAAACAUGAACAAUCGGACACGCUCUACGUGUGUGAAUUCUGCAACAGACGCUAUCGCACCAAAAACUCCCUGACCACGCACAAGAGUCUGCAGCACCGUGGUUCCAGUGGCAUGCUGAAGCGACUGCUCAAAACCUCAAUGAAGAAUGUGCUGGUGCCGCCACCGCACCAUCACCACCACCAUCCUCAUCAUCAUCCGCACGCCAUCACGCACCAGCGUACCUCGCUCUUUGACUUCAGCAGUGAGCUGGGUCAACCACCACCAGGCAUCCAAUAGGAUCUAUUGUGGAAUGCCAUAUUUUAGAGAAUCAUCCCAUGUCAAUUCCACCCACCACCCACACCAAUUACCAACAACUACAACUGCAACAAUUGUAGUCCGUCGUGCAAUAUUUUAAAAGCCAUCAAAAGUGACCGCGAUCUGCUCAGAACAAACAGCCGCGCCAUAGCUUCCGUUCCCUCCGAAUGAGAGCACCUUCAAAAUUAACUCUUCUAAUUGUACAUACACACACACAAACAUAUAAACCUAGAGCACUCGUUUAAGUUAUCGAUCAGGUUUUCAGGUUGCUAUCAUAGCAACAAACACACCAAGUACCCUGUUCCCCAGCAUACAUACAUACGUACAUACAUACAUGCAUACUUACUCAACUUUUAGAUUGUACUUUAUUUUUUAACAAAUAUUGUAGUCCAGUACUCCAGUGUUGUACUGUAUUAUCGUUUAUUUGUAUAAGCCCCCCCUAAGCGUUAAGUUAUGAUCUUCGUUUACUCUAAGUUUGUUCGCGCGGGCGUUCGUUCGUUCGUUCGUUUGAUCGCUCGUACCACUAACCUUACUACUAACUUAGUCUCUACUAAAACAAACCAGAGUAACAGUUUGUAUCUAAUCUAUUAUAUAGUUUACUUACCACGCCAAGGCGGCCACCUCCAAUGGCCAAAAGUAUUGGCUUAAAAAGGAAGAGAAUUAAGGACUUUUUCAGUUAGUUUAUGUUAAAACCAAACGAAAAGAGAAACGGUGAUAUCUCAAGCGAGACGAGGGGGAUAAUAGCUGAGGCCAGCUGUUGUUCCUGGUGUGGCUGUGUGUGUGAUGUAAAACAUAUCACUGCGUAUACGCAACAUUUAGAAAUUCAACAGUCAUACGUACCACAGUACAUCUGUAAGCGAUGUGGAUGCUCAAGCCACACACACGCACACACUCACACAGGCACACACACUGCGCCUGCUGCUUGCAUUACGCACCGUUUGCCUUUUCAUUUAUUUCGAUUUUUUUAACAUUUAUAACUUUGUAUAUAAACAAUCAAAUACACACAUACACACACCUACCCCCAGGCAUAUGACAAAUGCUGAAUUCUCUAAAAACAAAAUAAGGCAUAUCCAUAAGCAGAUUCAAACUCGAGACUUCGAAGCAGAAGAGAGAGAGAGAAAGAAGAAAAAACAAAACACACAAAUAGAAAAAAAGAGAAACUAGAAUUUUUACUUAAUUUUUAAGCUACAAAAGAAAACAACAACAACCAUAAUACAAAAGUAUAAUUACUUCAGGGAAAUGCAUACACGCAUACUUAUCAUCGUGUACAUGUGUGUACGUCUAUUAAAACACAACAAAACAAAUUUAUAUACAAAAACAAAAAAAAAAUAUUUUUAGAUACAAGGAAAAAGAAAACAAAAACAAAACACAAGCUCAGUGAUUUUCACCAGUGAAGUACAAAUACGAAGCAAAAACAAAAUCAACAAAAAAUUACAAGCAUACAACAUAUUUUGAAUGAAAUCUAUACAAAAGCGAAAACAAAAAAAUUAAACAUACAAAGCAAAAGCUUAAGGAUGAAUCCUCUCCCUCAUCCUCCCCCCCUUCCCUACUUUGUAAAUAGAAACGAUAAUUCACUGAUUCGAUUGUUUGUUAUUCAAUGAAAGCAACGUAUUUUUUAGAUUUAAAAAAUCUUACAAGCCCACCCCCGCCCACAACGUAUCACAAUCACACAAACACAUACACAUAAUUACACACCGACGCCAAACAUACGGAACAGGUAGCAUAAACAGAACGUUUUUGUCACUGUCACCCCAGCAAAUCGUCACGACUCUCAAUCUUCCCCUGUCCCCUGACCCCUGUCUGCCAGCUCAGGCAGGAGCUCAACAUUCAUUAAGCCUAUCUCUAUCAAAAUAAUUAAUUAGAUAACAAAAACAAAACGUAAAAGAAAAAGAAAAAGGAAGAAUAGUUUGGAAACAGGCUCUUCUUAUAUGCACAUAUCUGUAAAAUGUCUCAGGAAUUUUUCAAUUUAUAUACAACGUACAUUUAUACAUACAUACAUACAAAUAGUACAUAAGUACCAGUAAAGGAAGUUGUGUGCGUGCGUGCGUGUCUCUCUUUGCAAUGCUCACAGCACAUCUGCAGCAUUUCACAGAGACACAUCCAGCCACACUCACAAAUGCAUGCAUACAUACAUGCAAACAUAUUUAUAAUGUAGCAAAGAAGAAAUACGACAGAAAACCAAUAUCAAAACGAACUCCAGUAGGAUAAGCACAAAUGUCCAUCCCCUUAAAAUCUACAGACUUGAAGAUCACAUUAGAUUUACCAUGUCACUCAAUGCCUCCCACGAGCUCACGGUAGGGAGAGAGAGAGAGAGAGCGACGGCAACGUGGUCUAUACACAAACUCUGUCUGGCAAGAUGGACAUUUCGCCCGGUGUUACCUCAUAGAUUUACAUACAGAUAUACACUUAGAUAAUACAACCAAGCAAAAGUCCUGCCGCAGUGCCCGAGUAUGUCCAGCACGGGUUAAAUUAGGCAGGGCCCAGCGUUGAUACCUCAUAUCUUUAAGAACGGGGCGGUGAAACGGUGCUCACCCCACAACUUCGACUGCUGGCUAUUGAGCAGUUGGUGGGGAUGAGUUUAUUGCGCGCGUCUAUUGUCCAGUAACCCACAAACACAUACUUACAUACAUACAACAUAUCCAGCAUAUUUGUAUGACUUGAUAUACCUCGUAGCUUUUAGUUUAAGAUGGUCUCUCCCCGCCCCAAGCCCCCUUUUUAUUAUUACAUCGUUUAAUUAUUAUGAUUAUUAUUAAAAUAACACUUAUAAUUAUUAUUAUCUUAUUAUUAGUUCUUUAGGUUUUUGAUUUAAUGGUAUAUUUCGUUGAAAAGAGAAUAAAAACAAACUUCAAACUGUGAUCUUUAUUUUCAAAUAGCACAUAUUUACAUAUAUGACUAAAUUUAUGUUUGGCUGUUAACUACUUUUAUAUUGUAAAGACCUAUCCAUCGCUCCAUCUACCCGUCCAUCCCUAAAUGUACACCACCCACAAGCCCAUUCCCAUUCUCCUCCCUUAUUUACUAUAUUUAGUAAUGAUUUUUAUGAUUUUUCAAAAUUUUAUGUUUCGAAAUAAAUGUGUAAACAAAUGAAAAACUGACUUUCGCUACUUUGGACGACAUCUUGAACAUUCAAUCCAAACGAAAAGAAAAACGCCCGGUCGCCGUUACCGCCUCCCCCACCACCAAUAAUAUCUGUUCCAAUUGAACACAUAUCCCCUGCGAUCGCAUACGCACACAAACACCAACUGACUAACACUCAUACGGAUGUAUACCAUAUAACACAAAUCAAAGGACCACCCAUGGACAUGCAGGCACCUCAUGUUGUUAAUAGUAAAACCCGAAAACCAAAAAAAAAAAACACACACACACACACGCAAAAGACUCAAGCUGUUCAAGCGGGAAGCGUUCAACUUAACGCACAAGUCUUUUCCCAUCCAAGACAAUAAACAGCGCCAGCGCUCGUGGACACUCACACAGCACACAUCCAGCAGGAUCUACAAUCUAACAGAACGUAUUCCCAUCAAACCUAUGUAGUUAAUAGAUGUAUGAAUAAAAAUUAAAAUUUAAACAAAACAAAAGAAAAGAAAAAAAUUAACAGAAAACACAAAAAGAAAAAAUGUUUCAUUUUUGUUGGAAUGAUCGACUGAUCGACGAGGACAAAAACGGAAAUUUGAUUUUUCGUUGUAUUUUCCACAGAUCUGUAUGUAUUAUUGUUGUUACUUGGAAGUCUGCGGCAAACAGAUGAUAAAAUAAAAAAACAAAAACAAAAAGAAAAACACGAACCAUGAAUAAAAAGUCUCAGUAAGUUUUUUUUUUUUCAACAAUGCAACGCAUAUCAAAGAAAUUUUAAUAAAAUUAACCAACUUCCAAAUUGUAUUGGUAAUCAUUAAAGCCAAAACACACAAAAAUACCCUUACAUACAUACCAACAUAUAUAUAUAUAUAUAUAUAUAUAUAUACAUAUGUGUAUACACAAACACACACGGAAACACAUACACGCAAAUCUUUAGGUAAAUAAUUUAUAAAAUGAACAAAGUCUUUAGCCAAAAUUACGAAAUUUUUAACUUUUAACUUUUAACUCUUAGACGUACUCAACUUUUUAUUUCGGAAUUUUUUAAACCAAAAUCUGUGAUUUAAAACAAAAUUUAAAUUUUUAUUAUUACUCGUAUGUAUAAAUAGAGAAUUAAUCUAUCGAACCGACACCGAUGUUACUGAAGCAGCCAACACCCCCCCCCACACACACACACACAGACACACACACAAACAAGCCAUUUAAAUGCUAAGUUCACUUGUAGCAAGUACUCCAAGAUGUCAUAGAGCAUGUGCAAGAGAACUCCUUAAUCUCCAGCUCGCUGUCCAGCUCCCCUUACCUUCUCCGCCCUUUUGUUCUUCGUACAAAUUUUACGAUCAAUGUUUCUUAGUGGAGCACAAUUCCAUUCUCCAUAUUCUAUGUCCCAUAGUUUUUUCAAGGACAUUAUACGCCCACACACUAUGUCUUGGCAAAUAAGAGUACGCACUUCCCACGACCCCCUCCCAAAAAGAAACCAAUAAAAGUUAAUUUUAAAUUAAUCAUCUAUUGACAAAAGUCCGAAUUUACUACAAACAAAAUAAAAACGAAGCGAAAAAACACAUGAAUGAAAAUAGUAAUAAAAAUUCGUUUAAUAAGUGAUCUAAUGAAUUACAAACACAUAUACACACAUAUUUACAUGCAUACAUACACCCAUACAAAGAAAGAAAGAAACAAGCAAACAUAAUUAUUAAAUUAAUUAAUGAAUUAUUCUAAUGUAAAUGUUAACUCUUAAUAAUUGACCUAUGACGGAUGCCCGCCUACUCAAUGCGGUGGUCAUCAUCGCCACCGCCACCUUUGGGAGACGAGAAAAGCAUUUCCGCAUUUACUUCACGCUCAGAUGUAAGAAAAUGCAAUGCAUCAUUUUUUUCAAUAAUUAUAAAUCAAUUGCAUGUAUACAGAAGAGAAUAAAUUGAAACAGAAACAAAACAAAGUAAAAAAACCGCAAUUCAAAAUUAAAAGAAA
Stomoxys calcitrans (stable fly) is the source of this 6170-nucleotide messenger RNA. RefSeq names its product broad-complex core protein. The record is from RefSeq and is a predicted model, not a curated record. The transcript has 2 exons. Lineage: Eukaryota; Metazoa; Arthropoda; Insecta; Diptera; Muscidae. The coding region runs from base 516 to 1127 and encodes 203 amino acids.